CCAAGGAUUUUGCAAAGUGUAUCUUGAACUACUUGGAGACUUCAGUACAGAUAAAUGUAUCCAAUAUGGGCCAUCCCUUGGGCUGCUUUGGGCAUCUCCUGUGGAUGCUGAUGCUCCUUCAUUUGCCACUGCGAGAAGUCCAUGGAUUUUUCCCCAACAUCUGGUCUCGUACCAUAAGCUUCAGCUGGGGAUCCAUCACCCACCAGGACAUGACUGAAGAUGCAAUCCUGAACAUCACCCUUCGUCUCUUUAUGGAGACACCUCACCCUACCAAGGGGAAGCACAUCCAAGAAGAGGACUUUAAGGGCAAGACCUUAUUGGCUGAUGACAUCUUUGCCGCUUUCUAUGGUCCUGAGGUAUCGGCCAAGCGUUUCCGUGCAGCCAUUGCAGAAGUAGCCAACGCCAAUGCCGCCAUGGACUUUGUGAAUACGACUCGGGAUGACCCCGUUUUCCACUUCGAUUCGGAGCUCAUUCACUCCACCAAUGCCCGGCUGUUGCAGGUUCGCAAAGAGGUCCUCCAAGCUGUGCGUUCUGAGCAAUACGGCAUCGCCCGAAAAAUGUUGGGACAGCUGCUCCAUUCCUUGCAGGAUUUCUACAGCCACAGUAACUGGGUAGAACUUGGAAACGAGGAAAUACAUCUGGACUUGGUU
Messenger RNA from Python bivittatus (Burmese python), 650 nucleotides. The record is from RefSeq and is a predicted model, not a curated record. Lineage: Eukaryota; Metazoa; Chordata; Lepidosauria; Squamata; Pythonidae.